AUGCCGCCGGAACGCAUUGGAAGCGUCAGAGUGCUUUCAUGCAGCACGACUGCGAAGCUGCUUCCCUCUGUCGAGGAUGGUGGCGAAUCUUCGGUGCUGAGUUUUUACAUUCGUUCAGAUGUAGAGUCUCUGACAUUGUCUGCAGAACAUGGGAUUGUUGGCGACUGUCGUGCCACUCCUAGCCAUCAAACUCGACAGCGAGACAUUCUUUUUUCACAUCCCCAGCAGCUGCGAGAAGUCGGCAACAUCCCAACCAACAAAACCCUACAAGCUGGCAGCGCAGAGAAGCCAUGUGACAUCGGGCAGAAUGUCACUCUGGCAGUGGAUGAUCCCUGUGUUUCGACCUGGUGCGUGGGUGAUCUGAUCCAGCUAGGCGCACCCGGGAACGCCGCGCUCAUUCGAGUUACUAGCACGAGACGCCCUUGCCCUAAAAACAGCAAUGUGCACGGCGAAGGAACGCAGCAGCAUAUGCAGAGGCAUGGACUGGGUGGUGUCUUCGGCAUGAUCGUCCGCGAUGGCACCGUCCGCUUGCAAGAUGCGGUGGUGCUGGCGGAGCGUCUGCAGAGUAAGUGGACGUGCGUCCAGGUGCACAUCGCGCUUUACGGGUGUACAGCGGAACGGACGGCCCCCAGCGAGCUGCACGAGAUCAUCGGCUUGGGGUACCUGGAGGAGCCUCGGUACAAGGAUGUCGCAAAAAAGCGCUUAAAGGAGAUGGAAGCGACGGCUUCUGGGAGCCGAUGGCAGUGGGAGCCCAUCGUCCUGUUGGUACUGUCUGUGAUAGUUGUUCAAGUAUACCGCCAUUGCAACAGCAGGAGGGGCUAG
Symbiodinium sp. CCMP2456 is the source of this 822-nucleotide messenger RNA. Lineage: Eukaryota; Dinophyceae; Suessiales; Symbiodiniaceae. The record is from the annotation of a GenBank genome assembly.